AUGAGAUUUUUACAGAAUUUUGUUCAAGUCUUGGGUGAGCUACAAGUUCCGACUAGCCAUGAUGAAAACCCUGAUUUGAAGAAGCCCGCUACCAGAGUCGCAACUACACAAUUGCUGAUAGCGACAUGUUUGGGUCUGUUUGCGCUACUUACGUUUUCUAUUUUACUGAAGAAAAUGCCAAAAUUGUACGCCAGUAGAAUGGGCCGCACUCAGACUUCACUACCGUCGUGGGACGAAAAUUCGUAUUUCGCGUGGGCGCCCGUUUUAUACAAGAUCAGUGACAGUCAGGUAUUGGAAUGCGCAGGCUUAGAUGCGUUUGUCUUUCUUGGCUUUUUCAAAAUGAGCAUCAAAAUCUUGGCGAUCUGCUGUGCAUUUUCCAUCUGCCUUAUUUCUCCGAUCAGAUACCAUUUUACAGGCAGAUACGAUGAUGGGGGUGAUGAUUCUGACGGGUUUUUUUAUGAAAGAGCUGUCUCAAACACAAAACCAGGUGAAAACUUGGGCGACGGCCAGGGCCCUGAAACCGCAGAGCUUUAUCUGUGGAUGUACGUCAUAUUUACGACGUUCUUUACACUUUUGUCAUUAUAUCUGUUAAUAAAGCAGACCAAAAUUGUUGUGGAAACAAGGCAGAGGUAUUUAGGAAGACAAAAUACGUUAACAGAUCGAACUAUACGGUUGACUGGGAUUCCAGUUGAGCUAAGAGAUGCAAAGGCUUUGAAAAUAAGGAUAGAGGAGCUGAACAUUGGAAGUGUAGCAUCAAUCAGUAUCUGUCGCGAAUGGGGGCCUCUCAAUAACUUGUUCCAUUAUAGGAAAAAGGUAUUAGAAAAAUUGGAACUAAAAUAUGCUCAGUGUCCUGAAGCAUUGCGCGAUGAUGAACAUUUUGAUGAAAACUAUAGGCUGAGAAGUGAUUCUUCUAGAGAAGGCUCCAGUCAGCAAGAACAGCCGUCGAUCGAAGAUGCAGAUUUGGAUAUCCCAGACUCGAAUCGUUUGUUUUCUCAUAUUGAAUUACGAGGGCGUCAAAAGACUAGAACUGGUUUAUUCGGUCUUUUUGGCGAGCGUGUGGACGCUAUAGACUACUUGGAAAAACAACUAAAAUUCAUCGAUCAAGAAAUCAUAGAAGCUCGCAAGAAAACUUAUCCAGCCACCCCCACUGCGUUUGUUACCAUGGACUCAGUGGCCAAUGCACAAAUGGCUGGACAAGCAGUCCUCGAUCCUCGUGUGCAUUUUUUCAUAACUCGACUAGCUCCCGCGCCCCAUGAUGUUAAGUGGGACAAUGUUUGCUUAUCUCGAAAGGAACGACUUACAAAAGUGUGGUCAGUGACCGUAUUUAUUGGCUUUUGCAGUUUUUUUUUGGUUAUUCCAGUUUCCUACCUUGCCACUUUACUAAAUUUGAAGUCUAUUUCGAGAUUUUGGCCUCAACUCGGAGAUUUUUUGAAGGAAAAUCGCUGGGCUCAAACCCUUGUUACAGGCCUAUUACCAACCUAUUUAUUCACGUUGCUGAAUAUAGGCGUUCCUUACUUUUACGAAUUCUUGACUAGUCGACAAGGUCUAGUCUCAUACAGCGAGGAGGAGGUUUCUUUGGUCUCGAAGAACUUUUUCUACAUCUUUGUUAAUCUGUUUCUUGUUUUCACCUUGGCUGGUACUGCGUCGAAUUACUGGGGGUAUCUCAGUGACACAACAAAAAUCGCAUAUCAGUUGGCCACCUCGGUCAAGGAAUUUUCAUUAUUUUACGUUGAUUUGAUCAUUUUGCAAGGAAUAGGAAUGUUCCCUUUCAAGCUUUUACUAGCUGGAAGCCUUAUUGGAUUUCCCUUUAUCAAAAUAAAAUGCAAAACACCAAGACAAGAGAAUGAAAUGAUGAAACCACCUAUCUUCAAUUUUGGUCUCCAACUUCCACAACCUAUACUUAUUCUGAUAGUAACACUCAUUUACAGUGUUAUGAGCACCAAGAUCCUAGCGUCUGGACUAGCAUAUUUCGUGAUAGGAUUUUACGUCUACAAAUACCAAUUGGUGUUUGCAACCGACCAUUUACCACACUCCACCGGGAAAGUGUGGCCUCUGAUAUUCAGGAGGGUCAUUCUCGGUUUAUUACUGUUCCAACUGACAAUGGCAGGCACUUUGGCAGGGUUCCAAGGUGGUUGGAUAUUGUCGUGUUGUUUAGCACCCCUGCCAUUAAUCACUCUCAGCUUUCUGUGGGACUUCGAGAAAAACUAUUUACCACUUUCCAAUUUCAUUGCACUCAGCUCCAUCCGCGAACAUGAACGCGACAAUUCAAUGGUGUCAAACACUACAGGAGUUGGUGAUUAUCAAUAUCCAUACUUAGUUGCUCCUCUAGAAAGACCAUUGGUAAGGUAA
This is a messenger RNA of Lachancea nothofagi CBS 11611, 2349 nucleotides long. The record is from the annotation of a GenBank genome assembly. Lineage: Eukaryota; Fungi; Ascomycota; Saccharomycetes; Saccharomycetales; Saccharomycetaceae.